Molecule: messenger RNA, 1641 nt
Organism: Strongyloides ratti
Lineage: Eukaryota; Metazoa; Nematoda; Chromadorea; Rhabditida; Strongyloididae
Product: Major facilitator superfamily and Major facilitator superfamily domain, general substrate transporter and Major facilitator superfamily domain-containing protein
Exons: 2
Coding region: 1-1641 (546 amino acids)
Biological process (GO): transmembrane transport
Molecular function (GO): transmembrane transporter activity
Source: RefSeq, a predicted model, not a curated record
AUGGGAAAAGAUUCAAAUAAUAUCACUUCUACUUCUUUAAAUGUACCUUCUGAAUUAAAUAUGACAUCUGUUGAUUUGAAUCCUAGCGUUUCACAUGAAAAUGAACAAAAUAAAACAAAUAAUGCAUUUAAAAGACGUAUUUCAUCUGUAUCAAUGUCAAUUCAAAAGGUUUUUGGAGUUAGUAGAGAAGAAGGUGAUUUUACACUUGGUUGUAUCAAAGUUUUUCAUACAAGAACUAGGUUUUUAAUUAUGGUACUUGUUUUAUUAUGCCUUGCAUCAAUCUGGUCAAAUAUUUUAGCUUUCAAUUUUGCAAUAAUUUGUAUGAACCCAAAACCUGCAAAUGAAACAAAAAGCAAUGUAACAAAUGAACAUUCAAUGUUUAAUCCAGUUUCUUUAACUUCUAAUGACAAAUCAUUAUUAACAUCAGCUGUUGCUGCUGCUGCUUUAAUUUCAAAUUUUAUUGUUGUACCUUUAAUUGGAAAUUAUGGUAUUAGAACUAUAUUUGCACUAUUAGGAAUUUUAUCAGCUAUAAGUACAUUUGCAAUGCCAUGGGCAUUUGAAUUUGGUUUUUCAUAUAUUCUUGCACUUCGUGUACUUCAAGGUAUUGCAUUUGCCUCCAAUUUUCCCGUUAUUGGAGCAUUCUCUUCAAAAUGGACAUAUUACAAACAAAAUGGUUUAUUUGUUUCUGUUCUUGUUGCAUAUGUACAAUUAUCUCCAUCAUUAACAUUACCAAUUUCUGGAGCAUUAUGUACAAGUCAAUGGGGUUGGCCAUCUGUUUUUUAUGUUCAUGGAGUAUAUUGUGCCUUAUUAUUUAUUAUAUAUGGAUUCUUUUAUCGUAACUCUCCAAGAAAACAUCCAUAUGUUGGUGAUAUUGAAUUAAGGAAAAUUGCUGUUGGUAAAUCAGAAUGUUCAAAAGAAGAACUUAAAAAAAUUCCAUAUGUGCCAAUAUUAAAAACAGCAGCUGUAUGGGCUGUAUGGAUUGCUGCUAUUGGUAAUUUUACAACAGUUAAUAUGAUGUUCUUAUUUUCACCAAAUUAUUUAAAUGGUGUACUUGGAUUUAAAGUAAAUAAAACUGGUAUCUCAGCUGCUAUAGGACCAAUUGCACAAUUUUUAAUCAAAUUAUUUGCUGGAUUUACAAGUGACAAAAUAAAAUGUAUCUCUGAAAGUAAUAAACUUAGAAUUUACAACAGUAUAGCAUUUCUUGGAAGUUGUACAUUUCUUUCAAUUUUAGCUUUUACACCAGGUGAAUAUCCAAAUGCUUGUCUUAUGCUUCUUGGUAUAUCUGCUGGAAUUCUUGGUUUUACAACAGGUGGUUUCUUUAAAGCUGGUCCAUUAAUAUCAAAACAUUAUUCACAUUUUGUAACAGGAAAUGUUUCACUUGGAAUUACUAUAACAAUGCUUAUUGUUCCAUUUGUUGUUGGAGGAUUAGCACCAAAUAAUGAUGCUGAAGGAUGGAAAAAAAUAUUCUUAUUUACAGGUGCUGUACUUUUUAUAACGAAUCUUUGUUUUGUUAUUAUGUCUUCAGCUAAACCAGCCGUUUGGACGACAGAUGAAUUUAGUAGAAAUGCUUCAAGAAAUAAAGUUUAUAGCACUCAAACUUCAUCUCGUCGCGAAUUUGCUCCAGAAGUUACUGUUGGUUAA